Molecule: messenger RNA, 2510 nt
Organism: Linum tenue
Lineage: Eukaryota; Viridiplantae; Streptophyta; Magnoliopsida; Malpighiales; Linaceae
Source: the annotation of a GenBank genome assembly
ACUUCUUCGCCUCCGCUUUGUUAUCCAACAUCGUGUAGAUAAUUGCCUGCACAGAUCGAUACAUGUCGGCAGCAAACCGGUCAUCUCAACCGAUCAGCCCAAAAACAGUUUUAAGGUUUUUCAGUUAAUUCUUACAAACCUUGUAUAGAGGGAACCGACCAUCUGAUGGCAAACGUUGAUGUUCGUUCAAAGAGUUGCAUUCCAAGGCUUCCUUAUACUUCCCCUACAUUAACACAUCAUGAGACUAAUACAGUCAAAAAAUGGUUCUAGUAGUAAGGCACAUAGUUCAUAUGUGGUUUCAAUUUUUACAGCCAAGUAUUCUGGAGACUGCCCUGAAUAAUGUAUCUACACCAAAAUCUGCAGUCAUAAAGAAAGGAAUCGAUCUUUCAAUAUCCAGAUGCAUUGAGGAAAGAAGUAGUUCCCAGUCACCUGACAUAUGAGAAUCUCAACCAAAACCAUCCCAACGUUGUAGGCAGGCUCAUUAUCCUUCCUGUUCUUAUACAGAUAAACUGCAUCCCGCAGGAAUUUGACAGCAGCUUCAGAUUGACCAUGUGCCAUCAACUUCACUGCAUGCAUCUUAAUGGGGAUAACUUCAGCCGUGGAAGGACUAUAGGGCAACUCAAACUCCACCUGAAAUGGCUCAACUUUGCUGGAAGCCAUCAGCUUAGGCACAUCUAACAAAGACCUCAGCGCUGUCCUCCCUCCCAGUGAGUAUCCUGCCCCUCCUACCGGCGACGAUUGUGGAGCCUUUUGGUACAGUUCCCUCGGCCCAGCCAACGCUACCCGAUCCCUCCUCAUCAAGCUUACGCCGAUGAUGCCAACACCAAGAGCACAAGCCAAAACGAAUGAUCUAACAACCUCCAGUUUCCCCUCAUUCCCAUCUCUGCAUUUGCUCUGUUUUUUCUCAUCUCUCCACGGCAUUGGCCACUUCCCUUCGGCGCAGACAAUUACACGACCUCUUAACCCAAAUCGGCAUCGGUGCUUACGAGCCCUGGAAAAUGACCGAAAUGAGGCAUGAUCGUGGCCAAGGCGGAAGUGAAGCUUAUGGUUGUUGUUUGGGAUUGCGGCUCUAGUAAGCUUAGCCGCGGGCGGCAGAGGUAUGUUGCUGCUAAGCCCAUUUUGCACUGUACCCGCCAUGGGGAAUAGCCAAAGAGGUAAAUCUGAAUAGGAGGUUUUGGGUGUCCACUAAAAAAACCCUAAGUGAUAAGAGCAGGAUCGUUGUUUUGGAGGGCCAUUGACGGAUCAAUUGAGUUGGAAUCUACUUGCCUUCCAAGUUGUCCAAGGUAUCUCGUUUGCUUUUUUCCAUUCUCCUGGAACUUAACCAGUAAGCUGAUACUUUGACAAAACCCAUUGAAAUCUUGAGCCUUUCUCCAUCCCAACACGAUUGGGAUCAGAAACCCUACAAGAAUCUUACCUAACGCAAAGCUUCCUCUCACCAUUCCUUUAGUGUAAGCUACGAUAAUAUGUGGGACAGACAAUCAAUUUCACUAAAAUAUACCAGUCCCAUCCCCAAGGGAACUAACCUGUGACAAUAACCAUUUCCUGAACAAUGACGAAUUUCUCCGGCUUCUCCCUGAUCCACAUUGACCUGAACCCGGCGCUGGAAUACUUGAUCAAGAAUUUCUCCGUCAAGAAUGGAGCAAUAGCAGCCGCCGCGGGGAGCCCUCUGCUCAUCGCCGGCACCAUCUGCAUAGCCUGGGCCUACGGCCACCGGGCGUGGCGAAUGAGAAAAGAACCUCCGGCGGUAGCGGCGCCCGUUUUCACGCGGUCAAUCUCCCUGGGUGCUUUACACGGCGGCAGAGUCGCCCUAGAGAGGCUGCUUGAUUACCACACCAUCCGGGCCGAUGCCGCCGCUCUUGAAGCUGCCGAAGAUGAGUUGCGGGCCCAAAUCGUUGAGCCCAAGCCCCAUUUCAAGAAGCUCCAGAGUGCAGCUGCGAAAUUUGAGAUGAGUGGUAAGGAAGCGGUGGCGAUUGCGAUCUUAGAGAAGGAGCUGGAAAGAGCCAAGUUUUAUAGACGGCCGCACGAGCUUUAUGAAAUCGAGAUGCUGCUCGUUGAACUUUACAUCUACAAGGGAGAUCUCAAGAAAGCUUUAACUUGCGAUUGCUUAACCCACACGGAAAUUUCUGAUGCUCGACGCCCGCUUUACAAGGCCGUCAUUCAUAUCAUGUUGGGAAACAACGUGGAAGCCCGGCGACUAUGGGAAGAAUUUAGGAGCAUUCGGUCGGAAUUUGAGUUCCCGCCGGGUAACGAGGACGAAGUCCGGCUGGUGAAUGAAGUGAUCGAAGAUUUCACCCAGUUUGAGAAAGUGGUGAAGUUGGUCCAGAAGGACAUCCAGGCGGCACAAGCACGAAGAUCCUAGGAGAUCGAACGAUCGAGCUGGGUGUAUGUAUAUAUGCUUUGAUGUUGUUCUUUUCUUUAUCAGUGUGGCGUUCUAUAUAUGUACCUAUUGUCUGGUCUACCCUUUGAUCAUAUGUCUAUCAAAUACUUAACUGGCGUUCUAUAUAUGUACC